Molecule: messenger RNA, 3210 nt
Organism: Acipenser ruthenus (sterlet)
Lineage: Eukaryota; Metazoa; Chordata; Actinopteri; Acipenseriformes; Acipenseridae
Gene: glt8d2
Product: glycosyltransferase 8 domain containing 2
Exons: 10
Coding region: 197-1270 (357 amino acids)
Cellular component (GO): Golgi apparatus
Molecular function (GO): glycosyltransferase activity
Source: RefSeq, a predicted model, not a curated record
CUUGUUGGAAGUCUAACAUUAUAACAAUUCAUUGCUAGUACAGGUUGGGGCACCAGAAAAACCGAGACGCCUGGUUACGUGGUUGAGUGUUUGUGCCAUCUUGGUUGUUUCAUGAAGUUUUCACCUUCAUAUGGGAGCUUGCAAAGAGCAUUGGCAUAAACUUAUUCUCUUUUGGUGUUUUUAAGAGAAAGAAGAAAUGGCUUUGUUGAGAAAAAUUAACCACAUUCUGAUGCUGCUCCUCGUCUUGAUGGUGUGUAUCAUUCUCUACAGCAAAGUUCACAAAAAAGAACCCAGAAAGAAUGAAACACGAGCAGGCUUCAAUCCAGUGUAUGAGCGAGGCAGUCAUGAUGAGGCUGGUGAGGAUGACAUCCCAGUGGUGAUCUGUGCAGCAGAGGGACGGAUGGGCGGCACUAUUGCAGCCAUCAACAGCCUCUAUAGCAAUACUGAGGCCAACGUUCUCUUCUACAUUGUGACCCUGAGAAACUCGCUGCAGCAUGUCAGAAAAUGGAUUGAGAACUCAAACCUAAAGGAUAUCAAGUUUAAAAUCAUUGAAUUUAACCCACUCGUGCUGAGAGGGAAGGUGAGACCAGAUUCCUCAAGACCAGAACUUCUACAGCCACUGAAUUUUGUCCGCUUCUAUAUCCCACUUCUUAUUCAUAAUCACGAAAAAGUGAUCUAUUUGGACGAUGACGUCAUCGUACAAGGUGAUAUCCAGGACCUGUAUAAUACAAACUUGAAGCCAGGCCAUGCUGCAGCUUUUGCAGCAGACUGUGACCUUCCUUCCACUCACGAAAUGGUGCGAAGCGUAGGAAUGCAGACCACAUAUAUGGGGUUCUUGGACUACAGAAAGCAAGCAGUAAGGGAACUUGGCAUCAACCCCAGCACAUGUUCCUUCAACCCAGGGGUGUUUAUGGCCAAUAUUACUGAAUGGAAGCACCAGAGAAUCACCAAACAGCUGGAAAAGCUGAUGCAGCAGAAUGUCCAGGAGAAUCUGUACAGCAGCGCAAUGGCAGGUGGGGUGGCCACUCCCCCAAUGCUGAUUGUCUUCCAUGAGAAAUACUCCAACAUGAAUCCAUUGUGGCACAUCCGGCAUCUAGGCUGGAGCCCAGACACUCGGUACUCGGAGCAGUUUCUUCAGGAGGCCCAUUUGCUGCACUGGAAUGGCCGAUUCAAGCCCUGGGAUUACCCAUGUGCCCACAUUGAACUCUGGGAGAAGUGGUACAUCCCAGACCCCACAGGGACAUUUGUGCUGAUCAGGCCCAGCAGCUGAAAAGAGAUCCAAAGCAACAUACAAGUGUAGAAAAGUCUGGUACUGGGAUUAUCCUCGCUCAUCUUGAUGUAAACGUACAUUCUUUUGCAUAUUUUCUAGUCUUGGUUCUACAUAUCAAAUGGCAACCAACCUUAGCACUAAAACUUAUUGACUUAUAUGUGCUCAGUUGGUAGAUUAAUUAAAAGUAGAGGGGAGAAGAAAAAAACGUCCUUCCUUGCUUUUUCAGAAUGGAGAUCAGCAGCAGUGGCAAAACUGCGUUCUUUACGGUGUUCUGCCUUGAAGUAGUACUGUAUUAAGCCUGCCUGUGUUUCACAACAGUGUAUUCAUCUGCAAACGUAACACAAUAUAUUUAACAAAUACCAACUUCUAUUCCUUUUGGAUUUUUAAUCCUUACUCUGUUGCGGACAGAUCAACAGGGUUUUCAAUUAGUUGUAAGGUACAUGGCAAUUACAAUCUCAUUGAGGCGCAGAGGGGAGAAGAGUGGGAGGGUUUCAGAUGAUGCUUUCUGAAGCAUUUUUCAUGGUUUAAGUAUGUGCUGCUCACAGCAAGGCAAGAUCAAGAGGAAAAUGUGACUUUUGGAGCACUACAAAACUGGCUGAAAAUGUGUUUGGAAUUGGAGACCGCACCUUUAAUUGUGUACAGUUGCAAUAUGGGAAACAGCAUGCUGCAGCUCCCAUGUUCAGCGUUAGUGAAGUGAUGAUCUGACAGCAUGUAACAUAGACUUCUUAUGAUUACAUGUUACUGUUUAAAAUGUUCAGUUAAAUAAGUUUAAAUUGCAGCGUGUUCGUUCUGCUGUUUCCGAUAUUAAAUACACCACAGCAAGCAGUCAUAUUUUAGAUAUUUUAAUUAGCACAAUCUGAGAGCUAAAAUUUAGUGAACAGCAUUUCUUUUUUUGUUGUUUUACUAGUCACGUAAGCUGCAGUACAUUUUAUUUUGAAUUCCUUAAUUUUUUUUUUUCUCUCAGCAGUACACUUCCUAAAUUACAGUUGCAAGUAUUUCUAUGCAUUCCGUUUUUACCUUUCUGGUGAAAGUUUGAGAAAUAAACAAUUUUUCCUGCUACAGCUGACCCUGCUUCAGUACAAAACUCACACUACAUUAUUGUUCUGCAUUAUAGUAACGUCUUAAAUUACCGUGCCUGGUUCUUUGGCUGAAGCAAUAUUAUCAGCUCAUCCUCAUAGGGAAUCUGCUGUGCAAUUAAAUCAUCCUUAAACUCCUGAUGGUAAAGUGUUGUGGUUGCUAAAGAAAAAAAUCUGUUUGUGGUACACAAAACUUUAUUUAGACACUCUACGAUUUUACUGGCAGAAAAUAAUUGGGCAUACCAAAUUGGAGAUUGAAAUUAAAAAAAAAAAAAAGGAAUUGGUAAAUGUGAAAAAAGUCUAUAUUGCUUUCACUGCUAAAAAAACAACCAGGAAUGGUUAUUUUAGGACUGAAUAGAACAUAAAGCACUUGUUUCUCAAUGAGCAGGAUUAAAAGCCCCUCGCUAGACUGCAAAAUUAAACAUACAUACAUAAAGAGGUUGCAAAAUCUUUAUUGUGCAAGGUCAGGUUGGUCAUACUUAAAAUACACCUCCCUCUUUCCUCUGCAAUAAAAAUCAGCAAACAAAUGAUAAUACACUCAUUUUUGUAUAAUACACACAAACACACUACAGUUCAAGGCAUUUCAAAUAGCUGCCAUUGUAUUAAGAGCACCUACAUCAUUUGUGCUUGGCCUCUUAAUUCAUUGGUUAGAAACAUGAAGAUACCAGUCAGAGAAAUAAGUACUAUUUUGCACUUAACCUCCUUCUUCACACAGGCCUGGCUAAAACAGUCAAAGAAUUACUGGUAUCGAUCAGGAUAAGAACUAAAAAUGAAGGAAGAUCACCCUCAUCUUCUUCAAGUCUGCAGCACAUAGAUCUACAAGUUGAUUGCAUUCUCAAAAGUAAAGAAAUUGACUUAUGACCC